GCUCCCACAGAAAAAGCGGAGACGGGCAGACAUCAUUUCUCUCUCGGCGUCAUUGGACUAGUAUCCGCGACGACGACGACGAAAAGCCCCCAAAACAGGAACUAAACAAUCAAAUUAACUCAAUUUACUCUCAAAGUAGACAUGGCCGACACAGAUGUUGACACCACCGCAACUGCAGAGGUUACAGCCAAGGAACUGAAAGAAAAGAAAGAAGUUGAAGUGGAGGAGGAGGAGAAGAAAACAGACAACGGGGACGCACCUGCUAAUGGCACUAAUGGUGCAAAACACAGUGACAAAGUUGAAGAUGCGACAGAAGAAGACGAGCACAAGAAUGGGGAUGAGAAAGCAGAGGAAGAGGCGCCCCCUGCUGAGGAGACGGACGCACAGCCAGUGAAGCGUGCUGCCGAUGACGAGGAGGAGAAAGCGGACACCAAAAAACAGAAGACUGAGGAAAAUGGAGAUUCAAAAGAAGCAAAAGAAGCAAAAGUAGAUGCUUAAAAUGCCGGUUUUGUAUGCAGCUCUGGGUUACUGGUCAACAUGGUGUUGUAGAGCUUGUGCUUUUUCUAAGGUUUUGGGUUUUGUUCAGUUUUUUUGUUUUCAUUAUUUUGCUCCCAUGUUCUCACAUUGCACUGGAGUGAAACAUUGUGGCCCUCUUCUUUUAAUUUUUAAUUUUUUUUACAAGAUGUUAUUUAUUGGUCUAUAAAGUGAGCUUUUUGUGUGUAUGUGUGUUCAAAACAGGGCCAUGCCAAGAGAUGAGUUAAUUUCCAUUUCCUUGCUUCUGUUUGUAAGCACAACCUCUAUCAAGUCAGCUCGGACCAGCCAAUUGCUCAAACGUUCAGGCAGCUGCUCACGUUCACUUCAAGGACCAAAGAUAAGUUUUAAGCGGGGGCUAAUAAUAAAGAACAUUAUUAAUUGUUGCGUAACCUUUUGUUGGUGUUUAAGCUGCUAGUUAAUCCUCAGCUGCCCUGUUAGCAUAACAGAUGGUGCUCAUGAAAUAAAGGGCCUCCACACCACCACCAUUUUGGUAGAGGUGAGCUUUCUGUUGUUUUGCUGACGUUAAUUAACCCCUCUUAAAUCUUAAUGCUUUGGUCUUGUUCGUUCUGUAUGCAUUCCACGCAGGUUUGUACCAUUUACACGUUUGAUUUUUUUUCUUUUGUUGUCAUUUUCUUACGGAGUUUACAUUUAUGGCUGGGUAACCUGCUUUUUUUUGUCCAAGACUGCCUCUCUUUAACAACCAGCCGCGACAUAUGGUUACUUCAGCCACUGCUUUGUAUAUUCUCAAACAAAUAAAAUGUCUUUUUAAUUAA
This is a messenger RNA of Syngnathus typhle (broad-nosed pipefish), 1307 nucleotides long. RefSeq names its product prothymosin alpha. Lineage: Eukaryota; Metazoa; Chordata; Actinopteri; Syngnathiformes; Syngnathidae. Gene Ontology annotation, molecular function: histone binding. The record is from RefSeq and is a predicted model, not a curated record. Bases 142 to 498 code for a protein of 118 amino acids. Gene Ontology annotation, biological process: positive regulation of transcription by RNA polymerase II; negative regulation of apoptotic process. Gene Ontology annotation, cellular component: nucleus. The transcript has 5 exons.